Molecule: messenger RNA, 1698 nt
Organism: Gamsiella multidivaricata
Lineage: Eukaryota; Fungi; Mortierellomycota; Mortierellomycetes; Mortierellales; Mortierellaceae
Product: NADH dehydrogenase flavoprotein 1
Exons: 4
Coding region: 135-1556 (473 amino acids)
Molecular function (GO): NADH dehydrogenase (ubiquinone) activity; FMN binding; 4 iron, 4 sulfur cluster binding
Source: RefSeq, a predicted model, not a curated record
UCAUCUUCAUCUUUUCGUGCUAGGCCCGUGUGAGCAAGGCUCGGCAGUUCGCCUUCAUCGUAGGCGGAUCCGGAUCGUGUUCGUCGCUUCAACUCUCCACUCCUUCCAUUAACCCAACACAUACACAUACAGCUAUGUUGCAGUCAAUCGGCGUCUCAAAGGCCCUUUUGGCCAGCGCGCGUCAGGCACGUCCCCAUAUCACCAGAUCCGCUGUCCGCGCUUUCGCUACCGAGGCACCCGUCCCACCUGCACCACCCGCCAGGACUAGCUUUGGCAACCUCAAGGACGAGGACCGUAUUUUCACCAACAUCUACGGUCGCCAUGAUUUCAAACUGAAGGGCGCACUUAAGCGUGGAGACUGGUACAAGACUAAGGAAAUCUUGCUCAAGGGCCACGAUUGGAUCAUCAAUGAGAUGAAGGAAUCUGGUCUUCGUGGACGUGGCGGUGCUGGUUUCCCUUCAGGAUUAAAGUGGAGCUUUAUGAACAAGCCCGCGGAUGGCCGUCCCCGCUACUUGGUUGUUAACGCUGAUGAGGGCGAGCCCGGUACCUGCAAGGAUCGCGAGAUUAUGCGUGGUGACCCCCACAAGCUGGUCGAGGGAUGCCUGGUCGCUGGUCGCUCCAUGAAUGCCAACGCUGCUUAUAUCUAUAUUCGCGGAGAGUUCUAUAACGAGGCCUCUAACCUUCAGAUUGCCAUCGAUGAGGCGUAUAAGAACGGAUUGAUCGGCAAGAACGCUUGUGGAUCUGGAUACGACUUUGAUAUUUACAUUCACCGCGGUGCUGGUGCAUACAUUUGUGGGGAGGAGACAGCUUUGAUCGAGUCAAUCGAGGGCAAGGCUGGUAAGCCCCGCCUGAAGCCCCCAUUCCCUGCUGAUGUCGGUCUUUUCGGAUGCCCCACCACUGUCGCGAACGUUGAGACUGUCGCCGUCGCACCCACCAUCUUGAGACGCGGUGGCAAGUGGUUCGCUGGAUUCGGUCGCCCCCGCAAUGCUGGAACAAAGCUGUUCUGUAUCUCGGGACAUGUCAACAAUCCCUGCACAGUCGAGGAGGAGAUGUCGAUCCCUCUGAAGGAGCUGAUCGAGAAGCACUGCGGAGGUGUCAAGGGCGGUUGGGACAACUUACUCGGAAUCAUCCCUGGAGGAUCCUCGGUCCCAGUCUUGCCUCGCCACAUUUGCGACGAUGUGCUGAUGGACUUUGAUGCCCUGCGUGAUGUCCAGUCUGGCUUGGGAACUGCGGCCGUUAUCGUCAUGGACAAGUCGACCGAUAUUGUUUCGGCCAUCUCUCGUCUCUCUGCCUUCUACAAGCACGAGUCUUGUGGACAGUGUACACCAUGCCGUGAAGGUACCUCCUGGUUGGCUAAUAUGAUGCACCGCUUUGAGUACGGCCAGGCUCGUCCUCGCGAGAUUGACAUGAUCGAGGAGCUGUCUCGCGAGAUUGAGGGACACACCAUUUGCGCCUUGGGAGAUGCUGCAGCAUGGCCUGUCCAGGGAUUAAUUCGCCAUUUCCGCCCAGAGCUCGAGGCCCGCAUGGCGCAGUUCAAGAAAGAGGCCCAAGUUUAGGUUUAAGGGGACGAACAAGCAUAAGGGAAGGAUAACGGAAAUAGUACAACUGGGAAGGCGAGCAAAAUGAAAGAUAGACAUUAUAACUGCAGAAAGCUUUUUUUUUUUCGACAUUAAGAAACUAUUUUUUUUUUACACUUUA